UGUGAAAUAACCUAACAUUCUUAAGUUGUGUUUUUUAAAACUUAAUUAUGGGCGAGUACGCCGAUUUAAUAAAUAAAAACAAAUUAAACGACGUCUUCAGUGAUCCUACGAAUUACAGUAAACCAAUUAAAGAAAUUCACGAGAAAUGGAAGUUAGUACCGGCCUUUCUGAAAGUGAAGGGUUUAGUAAAACAACACAUAGACUCAUUCAAUUACUUCAUAAAUGUCGAAAUAAAGAAGAUCGUAGAAGCGAACGCGAAAGUAACGUGCGACGCUGAUCCUCUAUUCUACCUUAAGUACGUAAAUGUUUAUGUUGGGACGCCUGAUGUCGACGAAGGUUUUAAUAUAAGUAAACCUGUUACACCACACGAAUGUAGAUUGCGCGAUAUGACUUAUUCGGCACCCAUCACCGUAGACAUAGAGUACGCGAGAGGAAACCAAAGAGUCGCCAAGACAGGGUUAUUAAUAGGCCGAAUGCCGAUAAUGUUACGUUCGUCUAAUUGCGUCUUGUCGAAUAAAUCCGAAUACGAGCUGGCAAAAAUGAACGAAUGUCCUCUUGAUCCGGGCGGGUACUUUGUCGUUAAAGGGCAGGAGAAGGUCAUAUUGAUUCAAGAGCAGCUGUUAAAAAAUCGGAUGAUUGUCGAAGAGUCAAAGUUCGGAAUUCAGUGCCAAGUGACCAGUUCGACGCACGAAAAGAAAUCGCGAACGAUAGUAUUCGUGAAAGGGACAAAGUAUUAUAUGGCACAUAACAGCUUUACUGAUCCCAUUCCUGUAUCAAUCAUAUUUAAAGCAAUGGGAAUUACAAGCGAUCAGGAAAUUUGCUCGUACGUCUGUCCUCAAGAUAUCAGUAAAUUCGCGCCCACCUUAGAAGAAUGCCACAAUUUGAAUAUUUACACAACAGAAAACGCCGUUAGGUAUCUCGGCACGAAACUGGUCGCCAAACGUUUCGUAACAUCCGCAACAAAAUAUAAGUCGCCGGCGGAUGAAGCGCGUGAUAUGCUAGCGACAACAGUUUUGGCUCACAUUCCCGUCGAACAAUACGAUUUUCAGACUAAAGCAAUUUAUUUAGCAUUAAUGGUGAAGCGAGUCAUAGAUGCACAAAAUAAUAAACAGGCAAUCGACGACCGCGAUUACUAUGGCAAUAAACGGUUGGAGUUGGCCGGCUCGUUACUAUCCCUUAUGUUUGAAGAUGUCUUCAAACGUUUCAAUUGGGAUUUAAAGUCGAUAGCGGAGAAGACGAUUCCGAAAAUACGGGCGAGCCAGUUUGACGUGAUCAAGUACAUGAGAUCGGAUUUAAUUACAAAUUGUCUCGUGUUUGCCAUAUCCACGGGAAAUUGGACUAUUAAACGUUUCCGGAUGGAACGUCAGGGUGUCACACAAGUUUUGUCCAGGUUAAGUUAUAUUUCCGCCUUAGGGAUGAUGACGAGAAUCAAUUCUCAGUUUGAGAAGACUAGGAAAGUGUCAGGACCACGUUCUCUACAACCCAGCCAGUGGGGUAUGCUGUGUCCAAGCGAUACACCUGAAGGAGAGGCAUGCGGACUGGUAAAAAACUUGGCGUUAAUGACGCACAUCACCACUGAAGGAGACGACUACCCUCUCAUUCGAUUAGCCAUGAAUACCGGUGUACGAAAUAUUAAUUUAAUUGGAGGAGAAUCUUUGCACUCAGCUGUUAAUUACAUAGUAUUUUUAAAUGGUAAUAUUUUGGGUGUGACCAAGGAGCAUAAGUAUCUACUAGAUUCGUUUCGUAUGUGGCGAAGAGCGGGAAAAAUUUCGCAAUACGUGUCGGUUUAUUUAAAUAAAAGUCAGCGGUGUAUCUACAUUAGUUCAGACGGUGGAAGGCUGUGUAGACCGUAUAUUAUCGUGAAAAAUGGUACACCGUUAGUAACAUCAAAGCAUAUAAGCGAUAUGGAGAAAGGCAUAGGAGUUAUUCGAAGUUUUGAGGACUUCAUCCAUCGAGGUUUGAUUGAAUUUCUGGACGUAAAUGAAGAAAAUGACAGUUUCAUUGCUUGCUAUGAGCACAAUAUCACAAUGCAAACGACACAUUUAGAGAUCGCAACUUUCACUCUGUUGGGAGUGUGUGCCGGUCUUAUUCCCUACCCUCAUCACAAUCAAUCGCCAAGAAACACCUACCAGUGUGCUAUGGGAAAACAAGCUAUGGGAACAAUCGGGUAUAAUCAACGAAAUCGCAUUGACACGUUACUCUACAGUUUGGUUUAUCCCCAACCGCCGAUCGUUAAGACUAAAACAAUAGAAAUGGUGCACUUCGACAAACUUCCCGCUGGACAAAACGCUACGGUGGCGGUAAUGAGUUACAGCGGUUACGACAUUGAAGACGCUUUAAUAGUAAAUAAAGCCUCAAUCGAUAGGGGCUUCGGGAGGUGCUUGGUGUACAGAAACGCGAAGUGUUUCUUAAAACGUUACGCCAAUCAAACAUUCGACAGAAUUCAGGGCCCAUUAAUCGAUCCCGUUAAUAACAAAGUGAUAUGGAAACAUAAAAUAUUAGACUCGGAUGGUAUCGUUGCGCCAGGAGAGUUAGUGGAAAAUCGACAGGUGCUUGUGAAUAAGUCGAUGCCAGUUAUAUCGACGGUUCCCGGAACAACUCCCGGCUCGAGUAAUGUGGAUUAUAAAGACGUCGCGGCGUCAUAUAGGAAUGUCGAACCAAGUUAUAUCGAAAAAGUCAUGGUGUCGACGAACGAAGAGGAUUCGGGGCUAAUUAAAAUUCUGCUGAGGCAGACGAGGCGGCCGGAAAUCGGCGAUAAAUUUAGUUCGAGGCAUGGUCAGAAGGGAGUGGUUGGGCUAGUGGUAGAGCAGGAAGAUAUGCCAUUCAACGAAUAUGGCAUUUGCCCGGACAUCAUCAUGAAUCCUCACGGUUUUCCAUCCCGUAUGACCGUGGGUAAGUUAAUCGAAUUGUUGGCGGGUAAAGCGGGGCUGGUUGAAGGUAAAUUUCAUUACGGUACUGCUUUCGAUGGGUCAAAGGUGGAGGACGUCAGCGCAGAAUUGGUUAAGCACGGUUUUAAUUAUCAGGGAAAGGAUGUGUUCUAUUCAGGAAUCACGGGUGAGCCUCUAGAGGCGUACAUUUAUUCUGGGCCAGUCUACUACCAGAAAUUGAAGCACAUGGUGCAAGAUAAAAUGCACGCAAGGGCGCGAGGACCCAGGGCUGUACUCACCAGACAACCGACGGAGGGUAGGAGUAGGGAUGGUGGUUUACGUUUAGGGGAGAUGGAACGUGAUUGUCUCAUUGGCUAUGGUGCAAGUAUGAUGUUAGUUGAACGUUUAAUGGUCUCUAGUGAUCAGUGCGAGGUGGAUAUAUGCAAUCAUUGUGGCCGGUUAGGCUAUUGUGGUUGGUGCAACAGCUGUAAAAGUUCCGGACACGUCUCGACCAUCACGAUGCCAUAUGCCUGUAAACUCUUACUCACAGAGCUUCAAGCUAUGAAUGUAACAGCAAGACUGACAUUAACACAUUAUUGUCAAUAGAAUUUAUUUAAUUGUUUUUACACUUGUACUCAAGUAUACGAGUUACUUUUA
This is a messenger RNA of Photinus pyralis (common eastern firefly), 3524 nucleotides long. RefSeq names its product DNA-directed RNA polymerase III subunit RPC2 (gene RpIII128). Gene Ontology annotation, molecular function: DNA-directed RNA polymerase activity; DNA binding; ribonucleoside binding. Lineage: Eukaryota; Metazoa; Arthropoda; Insecta; Coleoptera; Lampyridae. Gene Ontology annotation, cellular component: RNA polymerase III complex. The transcript has 13 exons. The coding region runs from base 48 to 3473 and encodes 1141 amino acids. Gene Ontology annotation, biological process: DNA-templated transcription. The record is from RefSeq and is a predicted model, not a curated record.